Dunckerocampus dactyliophorus (ringed pipefish) is the source of this 3877-nucleotide messenger RNA. RefSeq names its product tRNA methyltransferase 10A (gene trmt10a). The record is from RefSeq and is a predicted model, not a curated record. Gene Ontology annotation, molecular function: tRNA binding. Gene Ontology annotation, cellular component: nucleoplasm; cytosol; nucleus. The coding region runs from base 211 to 1140 and encodes 309 amino acids. Gene Ontology annotation, biological process: tRNA N1-guanine methylation. The transcript has 7 exons. Lineage: Eukaryota; Metazoa; Chordata; Actinopteri; Syngnathiformes; Syngnathidae.
AAAUGACGUCAAACAGGCGACUCGCCUUGCGGAAAUUCAGCUAGAAGUUGAUUACUUACGCUUGAUUUAUAUACUUAAAUCGACGCAAUUUACUUAACUAUUUACCUUAAAGUGUGUGUUUUAUGUUGUUAGGUUAGAUACUAACGACGUCAAGUCGUUUAUUACCUUACUAGUUCGUCGUUUGUGGAUAUUUGUUGGGGAGUUGGCUAAAUGGAAGAUGACAACACUGUGAAGAGACAUGACACCAAACUAAAAAUAACAAAUAAUGACACAGAGGACAUCAAUAACAAAGAAAAGGUGCCAAGUUUGUCCAAAAGGCAGCAGAAGAAGCUUCUAAAGCAGCAGAAAUGGGAGGACGAGCGGGAGCUGAGAAAACAGAAGCGUAAAGAAAGGAAGCAUCAGCGUCGCCUGCAGAGACAAACACAGCACGAUCAUCAUCAUAAGAAGGACGACAACGAUGAAGACCACAGGGCCAGGAAACGACCUCGUAGAGAUGUCAUCCCCGGCUCGCUGAGGCUGGUCGUGGACUGCAGUUUUGACGACCUCAUGCUAAUUAAGGAUGUCCACAAGCUACACAAACAGAUCCAGAGGUGCUAUGCAGAGAACCGAAGAGCCACACGUCCAGUCCAGUUUUAUCUAACGAGCCUGGGAGGACAACUCAAACAGAGCAUGGAUGAAAAGGACAAAGGCUGGAUCAACUGGAAGGAUAUUACUGUUAAAUCCGAACACUAUAGCAAUGUCCUAGCGAAGGAAGAACUGGUCUACCUGACGUCGGACUCUCCCAACAUGCUAGCUGAGCUGGACCCCAAGAAGGCCUACAUCAUCGGCGGACUGGUGGACCACAACCACCAUAAGGGCAUCACUUUUGAGAGGGCGAAGGCGCUAGGUAUCGAUCACGCCCAGCUUCCUUUGAGCAGCUUCGUCCAGAUGAACAGUCGGAAAGUUCUGGCGGUAAACCACGUUUUUGAGAUCAUCCUGGCGUUUUUGGAGAAAGGCAACUGGAAGGAAGCCUUCUUCUCCGUGUUGCCCCCCAGGAAAGGAGCAAUGGCCAUCAAGCAGGAAGGAGAAGAAGAAGAAGGAGGAGGAGGAGGAGCCAAUCAGGCAGAGGAACAAGAUGGCGACUCUGACAAUGAAGUAUGAAUUAUGAGUAGCUAAUUAAUGACUUCUGCUACCUUAGUCUGACUCGUUUAGUUUAAUUUAAUUAAAUGUUAUUUUAUUUUUGAUGAAUUUCAUGGCCCAAACCAUCAUGAUACAAGCUUCAUUUUUGUGUAUUUUUUUAUACUUUUAUUUGGUGCCAAAUCUGAAUUUAUUAAAAAAAAAUAACAGUCAAAUGAAAUUGAAUGACCUCAAUGUGUCUGGUACUGAGAAAAUGUAUUCAUUGUAAUAAAAAUCCUAAUAUUAAUUUAUUUAUGUUGAGACAAACAGUGGUGGGUGGUGUAUUUGGUACCUGGGCUUUCAGCGGACCCAAUCCACCUCUUACUACCACCGCUAUCACGUCACAGUUACACAAACCAUGACUAAUACACAAAAAGAUAAGAUAACAAUGCCUGGCAUUACAGUAUCGAGGAUGAAUACCGUUAUUACUAAAGCAACACACCCAGUUAACCCUUUAUCCUCCAAUACAGCAUAUCCAAACUCCAAACCUCUACACUGCAACAUCAUCUGGAGCAGUGCAGAAUCAGUCAUUGUCUAAUAACAUGACAUCAAAAUGAAAUAAAAUACAUCACAGCACAACACAUCACUCGUAAGUACUGCUCUGGAAGACUUCCAGGAUAACACACACAGAACGAUGAACAACACCGUGUCUGUCUCCUUUCAUCAUGUCUGAACAGGAUCAAUUAAGUGCAUGUGAUGAUGCUUUCAAGCACACUGGUAACUUCGAGUGUUGGGGAAUAGGCGUCCAGACAUCAACUAAUCAGAGAAUGGAAAAGUGCUGAUGUUCUUGUACGCUUGCUUGCUGGCCUUGUGAGGUGAAUCACUCCAUUGCUCCAUUGCUAAUAGUGUUUAAGCCAGCACUCCUCACUCUGAAGGCCCUGGGCAGAUUACACUGACAUGGUAACACAUAGAAGCUGAAAUCAGAUUGGACAAAAAAAUCUUAAGCGGCAAUACAGUUUAAGCAAUGCAGCAAUGGGGAAUGAAUUCAUACAAUGAAACAAAUACGGUGGUGUCUUGGUUAGCGUCAUUAAUCUGUUCCAAAACCAAAACAAAUUAUGUCAAUCCAAUCCACCCAUUCCAGACACCCAAAAGUGUUCACACGAAACAUAUUUUAGAGACAACAAUUAUAGUUUUACAUGCACAAAAUGACGCUAAAAUAAUUACAAAUGGACAACUGAACAUUUAACAUCACUUUGACCUAUUUUUGUUGGAAAAAUCCCCCCACAAAACCAUCAAUUAACACAAUUACACAAAAUAAACACGUUAUUUUGCUGCAGCCACAAUUUGCAUCAAAUAUAAAUAAUAUAUCAACAUUCUGGAACCAAUAAACAUGUACCUCACCAUUGAACUUCUUCAAUACCAAAGACGUUAUACAUUUUUAUAAAACUGAACGCCCGAUCCCAACAACGUAUUUAUACAUCUUUUACAUUUUUUUGAGAGGCUAAACAAGGUCAUGAUGCAACUCCUCACAAAUGCAUCAGGCCUGAGAGCAAUUAAUGCCAUAAAAGCGGCCACUAGGUGGCAGACGUGCAUUUGAUAAGAGCUCAGCAGCGCUUAUGAGAGGAAGAAAAAAUUAGCUAAAAGGAGGAAGUGACGGAUUGCGUUCCGGGUACGUAUUGCGCAGUGAUAGCAAUCCCUUGCAUCAAGGCAGCUGUUAGAUUGCGCAUGUUCCGCAUUUGUAGCAGACUUGUAAUGGCAUCAGGUUUGAAGAACACACACAAAGUCAGGGUCUGCACAUUUAUUUCUGUGGAACAACGGCAAGGAGGGUAAGAGUCUCCCUUGCAACAGCACCUGAAACGAAAAUAAUGUUCCACCAAAAAUGUAAAAGCAUGUUUUCAGAAUGUUCACAACAGAAAAACCACAGUAUUGUCAAUCUACAGUUUCACUCAGCACACAUUGUAGGGAAAUUUUAACUCAGGCAUGCACGCGCACACACAUGCACUCACAUACCGUAGUUCAGUUCCAAAUUGUAAAUAGUUCAUGGUGUAAAUAAAUUAUUUUGAUAUCAAAAAAAAAAAGGAAAAACUUUUUGGUGUUGUUUAUGUUGUGGUAUAGUUGUUUAGAUAUUUGAGCUGUCACAAAAGCAGAAAAUAUUUGUGUCAAAGUUAUGCUUGAAAUGUAUCUUUUCACAAAGUAGCGGGCGAACGCGAGUCCAGACAAAAUUUUAGCAAACAUUUUGGUUGUUAACCAAAAAACAAACAAACUAACAAACUAUCUAAACAAACCCAAUGGUAUUUUGGACACUAAACAAGCGGGCGAACGCGAGUCCAGACAAAAUUUUAGCGAAAAGUUUGGUUGUUAACCAAAAAACGUGCUAUCCGGGCCAAGGGAGAACCCGCCCAUUGCUUUCUGCGUCCUGAUUGGCUGUAGACCACUGUCAAUCAAUCUCGGUUCCUGUUUUCUCUCUUUUCUAGCUGGCAACUGAUAUUUUCCUGAAACUUACCUACCGGUAUGUUCUACUGCUGAUUACUGAAGAACGGAAAAAGGUAGAAAUCUUUCUGAUGAAAAACGAGAGGUAUAUAGCCAUAGAACACAAUAUUCUCUGUGCCUUGAAAGAUCAGUCAAAAUCAUCAAAAAUAGCCGCCACUGAAGGGGUUGUCCUUUGAAAAAUGGCUGGGAUUGAAUGAGUUAAUAUAGAAAUUGAAAAUAGAAUAGAAAAAAAAACAAUCGCUGGUGGCAGUGAUGUUGCGGAAGUGUGCCGGCGAGGAUGCCUGAUGACGUG